Messenger RNA from Etheostoma cragini (Arkansas darter), 5909 nucleotides. RefSeq names its product poly (ADP-ribose) polymerase family, member 4 (gene parp4). Lineage: Eukaryota; Metazoa; Chordata; Actinopteri; Perciformes; Percidae. Gene Ontology annotation, molecular function: NAD+ poly-ADP-ribosyltransferase activity. Bases 135 to 4910 code for a protein of 1591 amino acids. The record is from RefSeq and is a predicted model, not a curated record. The transcript has 40 exons.
GAGAGCUGUAUAAUAAACUAGUACACAGCAGUGCCUUAUCCUGUGUGUAUUUUUCAUCCAAAACAGGAACCGUCAGUCCACCUAUACUUUCUGACAGCAACCGCAGCAUAUCACCUGGAUAAUUACUGUCAAGCAUGGCUGUGUUUGAGAACUGCUCCAUGCUCUUUGAGCUGAAAACUUUGCCCUUCAAGGAGAAGACUAAGCUGAAAUCAGCAGUAACAGAAAAUGGAGGCCACAUGUCCUUUGUGGUCAAUAAACAGUGCUCUCUGAUAGUGACCAGUAACGUAUCCAACCUGAGCUCCAACAGGCUGCGUAGCAUUCAAAAAUACAAUACGCCUGUGGUCGGGGUGGAUUAUGUGUACAGCUGUCUGGAGAGAGGUGUUCUUCUGCCUGUGGAUGAAUACAAGCUGGACAUUUCCUCUGCUCUUUCACUUGAUCUUCCUUUCUCCUCGAUGAUGCAAAGUCCACUCUCAAAACAAGGCCCAGCCAAGCCUGUGGACUCUGACCAUCAGAAGGCAGGGUCUCCAGAGAGGAGUGGAAACAUUCUGGAAAUGUUCAGAAUUUAUAAUGAAACUGAUUUUGAUCUUCCAACGUAUCCGGAACAUUUCCAAGUGGCUAAGUAUUCAAUCUUUGAAAAGAUAAACAGCAAGACUUGGUGUGUGCUGGAGCUGCAGAGUUACAAAGGAGAGAAAGGACAGCAGUACCGUGUGGUCAGGUACUGCAAGGAUGAUAUUGGAAACAAGAAGGCAGCAGUGAGAGACAUGCUGGUGUUUGUGUCCACCUCAGAGGAAGCUCUGGAGGUGUACAAGGCCCUGAGAGACAAACUGCAGGCUACUGGUCUGCAGCUGAGGAACAACACGCCUUCGCAGGCCGGGGACCUGGGCUCCGCCCCCCUUCAACAGCUCCUCCUGGAGGAGAAGCUGAACACAGGAAGCUUAUCACAGGAAGUGGGCGUAUUUGUGGAGCUGCUGUGGACUGAGGCCCUGGGCUGCCUUAGCAACAUCCUCAGAGUUCCUAUCAAUAAGCUCAGCCUCAACGAUGUGAGCAGGGCGGAGGGAUUGUUGCUUCAGGCUCAGAGGAAGCUGAGAGAGGGAAAUAUUAAUGAGGUGAAGUCCCUCCUUAGUGAGGUUUACACCCUGCUGCCGCACAAACCACCACUGGUUCACUUGUCUCCCACUGCCAAGUUCAUCUCUCAGAAACUGGACCUCUGUCAGUUAAUCAAAGAUGUUCUGAAUGUGAGCGAGAUGACUCUGAGAUGCCCCACGCCGUCUUGUCUGGGGAAGUACCGUGCUCUGAGGUGCAGCAUUGAGACUGUCCCCCCUGGCACCGCCGAGUUUCAGGCUGUGACCGCUCUGCUGCAGGACAGGAAGGUGCAGGUCCAUCAGGUUCUGUGUGUCAGCAGAGGGGUGGAGCUACAGACGUUUAAAAGGGACAUUGGGAACAUUAAGCCCCUUCUCCAUUCCUCCAGCCCCAGCAACUUUGUGGGACUGCUGUCUCGUGGUCUGCUGCUGCCCCGUGUUGGAGUGGAGCAUCAUGGGAUAGAGAGAACUGACGUUGGUAAUCUGGGAAGUGGAAUCUACUUUAGUGAUUCCAUGAGCACAAGCUUGAAAUACUCCAAGCCCAGUGAGACAGACGGCUCUCGGCUGCUGUUGGUGUGUGAUGUGGCGCUGGGACGAUGCGGGCGGGUACACAAGAGAGACUUAACACUGACCCAGGCUCCUGAGGGCCACCACAGCGUGCAUGGGGUCCGCUGCACCCCUAACACUCCCUCUGAGUUUGAGGACGACGAGUACGUGGUUUACAGUCCUGAUCAGGUGAAACUGAAGUAUGUGGUUCAGUUCAGCGUCGAGGGAGAACAACUGAAGGACUUCAGUCCUGCCAUUAACACUUCAACUGAGCUGGGUCUGCCCUCUAUAGACCAGCAAGAAACAGCUCCAGAGUGUAGCUUGGAUGAGGGGUUGGAAACCAUCAAAAACCCACUGGCGGAUGUGAAAGCUGGGCUGUUGGACAGUUCUGGUCAGCAGCUCCCUCUGCAGGCUGUCCACGUGAAGUGCAAGCUGAUGGAUCUGCUUUCUCAGGUCAUCAUUUUCCAGAAAUACACCAACCUGAGCCCUGUUCCCAUUGAGGCAAAAUAUGUCUUCCCAUUAGAUGAUUCUGCAGCAGUGUGUGGAUUUGAAGCUUUCAUCAAUGGGAAACAUGUGGUGGGACAGGUGAAGGAGAAAGAGCAGGCUCGCAGGGAGUACAAGCAGGCUAUUGAGAGAGGCCAUGGCGCCUACCUCAUGGACCAGGACGCCCCCGAUGUGUUCACCAUCAGUGUUGGCAAUCUUCCGCCCGGUGCGACUGUCCUCAUUAAAGUUACAUUUGUGUCUGAGCUGAUCGUCAGGGACGGGAGCAUUCUCUUCUCCCUGCCUGGGAGUGUGGCUCCGUGGCAGGAGAGUGCAGCGCUCAACCAGACUACACAAGUCACUGUGGAGAAGGUGUGUGUGACUGAUGAGGCAAGAGAGUUCACUCUGGACGUGUCAGUUGAGAUGCCGCAUGAGAUCACCAACCUGCAGUGCAUCACUCACAAAGUCAAGAUCAAGAGAACCGACUGUAAGGCGGUGGUGAGCGUGCUGCCAGGAGAGGUCAUGGGUCAGGAAGGUUUCCAGCUGUCAGUCACUCUGUCUGAGGUCCACCUGCCCAGGAUGUGGGUGGAGAAGCACCCCGACAAGGACAGCCAGGCUAGCAUGUUAGUUUUCUAUCCAGACUUUGAAAACAACUCCAGUUCAGCAUCCGAUGAAGUCAUCCUCUUGCUGGACACGUCUGAGUCCAUGAAGGAAGAGUCUCUGCGCCAGGCCCGGAAACUCGCCCUGCAGGUCCUCAAAACUCUCGACAGCAACCUCAGACUCAAUGUCAUUUUCUUUGGAACAGAUCACACCGAAGCUUUCCUGGCAGCACAGCCAUAUGUUAAAGCCCGUCCGGCAGCCGAGAGCUUCAUCAAGAGCUCCAGCCCAGUCGGGGGCAGCACUGAGCUGUGGCGGCCUCUGCGAGCUCUCAGCCUGCUGCCUCCAUCCCGCGGCGUCAGGAACCUGCUGCUGCUGUCGGACGGCCAUAUCCAGAACGCAGAGCUCACCUUGCAGCUGCUCAGAGACAACGCUCAGCACAGCCGGCUCUUCACCUGCGGCCUCAGCCCAACAGCCAAUCGGCACAUGCUGAGAGCCCUGGCCAGGGCAGGGGGCGGAGCCUACGAAUUCUUUGACACAAAAACAAAACACAAUUGGGCAGAGAAGGUGGCAUGUCAGGUGAAGCGCAUGUCGUCUCCCGGCUGCAGUUCAGUGUCAGUAAAGUGGCAGCAGUUUAACCCAACAGCGGCCCCUCCUGUGCAGGCCCCCAAGCAGCUCAAUGCUCUGUUCAAUGACUGCCACACCUUGGUUUACGGCUUUGUUCCGCACUGCACUCAGGCCACUCUUCUUGGAAACCUAAGCGGUCAGGAACUCAAAACCAUGGUGUCGACCAGUGAGCUGCAAAAGACCAGGGGCACGUUUCUUCACAAGCUCACAGCAAGGGCCCUCAUCAGGGAUUACGAAGACGGAAGCUUGGAUGCCAAUGAAGCUGAACAUGAGGGGAAGAAAGCAGACUUGAAGCGCUUCAUCAUUGAGUUAAGCAAGGAGUUCUCCAUCCUGUCUCAGUUCACCAGCUUUGUGGCCAUCGAGGAAAGGGACUCCGAACAAACGGAGGACGGCUUCACGGACAUCCCCAAGUUAAUACAAGAUGAAGAUGUGGACUUCCUCCCCUACAUCAGCUGGAUUUCUCCUCAGGAUAGUAAAGUGGAUGAUACAUCUUCGGAGAUGGAAGAAUGUUUAGAGAUGGAUGAGUGCCCGAGCUAUGAUGAUGUCCUUCCUGAUUUUAUGGCAACAGCAUACUAUGAUGAUGCAGAGUCUGGUGAUGAUUAUGAGUCGUGCGUCGUGACAGCGGAUAUGUAUGAUGACUGUACAGAUGAAAUGAUGUCGGAUAAAGGACUUUGUCUGACAGACAAAAUAAAGGCUCUUGCACACUAUGCACCCAUGAAAAGGAAACUCAGAGUGAGCUCCAAAGAAGUGGAUGGCCAAUUUUUGUGUAGGCAAAGCCUACAGGUCAUUCAGCCCGCUCAUUUGAUCGUCUUCCUGGUCUUCCUGGUCUUCCUCUGCCUUCAGCUUUCAUUCCAGCUCUUGGCAGUGGGUCACUGGGUGAACCGAGUUCAUCCAGUGCAGAGAUACAACAUUUCAGUCAACGUCUCUCACCAACAACAGACUUUUGAUACAAGGGAGUUUCUGCCUGAAGACGAAUCCAUUGAACAGGAUUAUAUACAGAACCGUAGCGCUCAACGUUCGAGGAGGAGAAUUGUGCGCUAUGGGGCUUUCUCAGUUCAAGCAGCCCACGAGUACAAGUCAAGAGAUCCUAAAGUGCUGCAGGUCAGAUGGACAAAGAUCUUUCAGAUGCAGCAUUCGGAGGGCUACUGGGAGUUAACCAAAGAACUGGGUGAGCUCAUGAAUGUCGAUGCAGACCUCUUUGCCAACGUCUUCCUGAAGAACAAGGGCAUCCAGUCUCUAGGUGUGAAGGCCCAUGAAGACAUCCUGAAGCUGGUGGCAACUCUUCUGGUUCUGCAGCUGAUGAGGGUGGAGAAGCUGAAGGAGGGCAAUCUGCUCCGUACGCUCUUCUGUCUGGACGACUCGACUCAGCCGAGGCCCGAGCGGUGGGAACAGGUGAAGAGGGCGGUGGACUGGGUUUGCUGGGCUGACCGGCAGUACCCGUGCGUCUACAGCCGGUUGGAGUUUGGUGUGAGCUGGGAGACCUCCACCCGUCAGCUGCUGGGUUUCGAGGGCCUUCCUCCCUUCUCACCUCUUAGUGGUCUGAACCUGCAGAGGGCAGUAGGGAAUCUAAUGGUCCACUGAGCAUGCCAACAUAACUGAGGGAGCAUGAAAAGAAGAUAGUGUGAGAGAAAUUUAUAACGCUUUUCCGUUUUUGAGGGGAUUUCAUUUUCUUUUGUGGUCUUUAUUGACAAGACAGCUUGAAGGGAGUGGGGGGGGGGCACACACAGCUGUGGGUCGGAUUCAAAUCCACAGCCGCUGCCAAGGACUCCGUGGGGCGCAUACUCUACUGAAUGAAAUAGAGGUUGCACUGGGAUGAGAUUAUUUUAGCAAUUCUUUUCUGACAUAUGCAUGAUGUAUACACACUUUAUAGACUUAAAUAACCAGCUCCAGCUGAUUUCUGUAGUAAUCUGAUUUCUUUAACUUUACAAAUACAAGAAUUUAAGUUUCUUUUUUGAUGCAGGGGUUUGGAGAUUUAGCUUUCUCCUGGUUCAUUGCUUGGACAUUUACUGAUAUACUAAUAACCGGGUGUUUGGAACUGCUUUCUACAUGUACGCAUGUCUAUGACAAAGCCUUCAGACAGGGAAAUUAUCCAUGUUCCAACAGGAUAAAAGGAAAGGUCAUGAAGAGUAGCAGGGUAUUGGUGUGUUUAGAAUAUUCCCAUCCAAAUUUACACUAAAACGAAAACUAUUUGCUGUAAUACAGCAGCAUCUAGAGGUGCGGUUUCCUCUGAGUGUUUGAAUGUUAAAUUUAGACAAAAUCAGGAAGCAGUGCCUUGAUAUUUCAAGGAAGCAGUGAAAGUAAUUUUGUAAUAUUUCCAACUAAGGUCAGAGAAGUGGAGAAAUGUGAUGACUGACCUGCUGCAUAUGUAACCAGGGCCAGAAAAGCAGAAUUUAUAAGUCCAGGAUAACUUAUAAAUCAAGGCUUUACCCAGAAAUAUUGUGCGUGCACAUGUGCUGACAGGUCAGUUUUAAAAGGGAUUGAAAAGCCAGCUUUGACACUUCUCUUUUUAUUUUAGAAACUGCUUUUGUUCUUCCCCUAAAACCUAAAGAGAAAUAUAGAGAACAAUCCUAUAAAUUAUUU